CGUCGUCGUCGUCAUCCGAAGCAAAGCCCUUUCCUUCAACCCCCCAACACCUACACCCGCACAACAUGUCUGCUCGUCUUGGUGUUCCGGCCAGCGUCGCCGCCGUCGCGUCGCCCAACGUGGGCAGCGUCAAGCUCUUUGGAAAGUGGGACGCGAGCGAGGUCGAGGUCAAGGACAUCUCCCUCACUGACUACAUCUCGCUCCGCAACGCUGUCUACACGCCCCACACGGCUGGCCGUUACGCCAACAAGUCGUUCAAGAAGGCUCAGAUGCCCAUCGUUGAGCGCCUCGUUAACAGCCUCAUGUUCCACGGCCGCAACAACGGCAAGAAGCUCAUGGCUGUCCGCAUCGUCGCCCACGCUUUUGAGAUCAUCCACCUGCUCACGGACCUGAACCCGGUCCAGGUCCUCGUUGACGCCAUCGUCAACACGGGCCCCCGCGAGGACUCGACCCGUAUCGGAUCGCAGGGUACUGUCCGUCGCCAGGCCGUCGAUGUCUCGCCGCUUCGCCGUGUCAACCAGGCCAUCACGCUCAUCACCACUGGUGCUCGCGAGUCGUCCUUCCGGAACGUCAAGUCGAUUGCUGAGUGCCUCGCUGACGAGCUGGUCAACGCCGCCAAGGGCUCGAGCAACUCGUACGCCAUCAAGAAGAAGGACGAGCUCGAGCGUGUGGCCAAGAGCAACCGAUGAUUCUUCCACAGUCACGCAUAUAAUCACAUCACAUUUACACACACACACGCACACUCAGUGGAGGGGGGGAGAGGCAACAUCAACAUCAACCGAGGGAGCGCCGUGCUUCUACGGGCGGCUUCAUGUAUUCAGAUCACUUCUUUUCUCUACUUUCAUUCCAUGGCUCAUGCUGCAUCGCUGUCGUUGCCUCUUUU
Molecule: messenger RNA, 883 nt
Organism: Acaromyces ingoldii
Lineage: Eukaryota; Fungi; Basidiomycota; Exobasidiomycetes; Exobasidiales; Cryptobasidiaceae
Product: ribosomal protein S7
Exons: 3
Coding region: 66-689 (207 amino acids)
Biological process (GO): ribosomal small subunit assembly; translation
Cellular component (GO): ribosome; cytosolic small ribosomal subunit
Molecular function (GO): rRNA binding; mRNA binding; structural constituent of ribosome
Source: RefSeq, a predicted model, not a curated record